GCACUUCCGUCGCCGGCCUGAGAAAACUCGGGACUUCUUUGGUUUGUUCAGCGAACAACAGGGGAGCCACUUACAGCAGGCGGCUCGCGUUGCGGUGUUGGGCGCACUGGUUCUGGCUGGGUGGGUCAGCUAUCUUGCUGGAGUGUGGGUGGGCUUGCGUCAGCUAUCCGCGUUGGGCGUUGGUCUGGCAGCUAUCUCAGGUGGACCCGGGUCAGGAAUCGAGAGCGGGGCAGCCAUCUCA
This is a messenger RNA of Amoebophrya sp. A25, 241 nucleotides long. The record is from the annotation of a GenBank genome assembly. NCBI's taxonomy places the organism in Eukaryota, Dinophyceae, Syndiniales, Amoebophryaceae.